AUGUACGUUAUCAAUCCUGCAACUGCACCGCACGACCUUUCUACAAUUAGUUACUCGUCAAACAGUACCGCAAGUGUCCGACCUGCCACACCUGGGUCGGUUCAUGUCCCAAGGAAUAACGAAAUCCUCACCCAGUUGCUGACAAAAUGCGCCAACAAUAUGUCAGACGAGGUGGCCAAUUCGUGUAGCCCUCGUGAUGAAAUAACACCUCACGCAGCAUCGCCGUCUUCGUCACCCUCUCUAGUGAGGGAGAAGGUACCAGAAACUACACAACCGUCUCCCGUGUCCACUCGUCACAAUUCAGAAAAUGCUCAGCAGAUUGUCGCAAAGCGCGUUGAUUCCUUGCCGGAAGUAAAUAGCUCACCUGUUACAGAGAGCUCUUCGUCCACGUCUCCAGUGGCUCCGAAAGUGCCACCCGAUGCUUCUUUAUCGUCCACCACAGCUUCUACAUCCAAACAUUCCUUGCCGCCGGCCAAUGGGGAAGUGGUGGUUCCAGUGGCAAAAUCGACUUCCGGUACAAGUACUACAUCCGAUACCAUCGAUCAACUGCCCAAAUCAUCUUGUACCACAACAGCAGCCAACUUUUCCAGUGUAAUUCAUCCCAAGGAGCGUGCUCUUAAGUCGAUAGCUUUAUCAGUGGAUGGGAACUCUGUGGCAAAAGAUACCGCUCUCGGCGCCCUGUCAAAAGUUGGUAACGGCAAGUCCAUUAUCGCACCUCUAACUUCGCGAAAUCGCGGUAUAAACGGUAGUUCGCCUGUUGAUACAGGGGUUACGUGUGGGGGCACCGUGCAUGGCGGACGAUUGCAGUUUUUCAAAGAUGGAAAGUUCAUACUGGAACUGGCGCGCGCCCGCGAAGGUGAAAAAACUAGCUGGAUAUCUGUGCCCAGAAAAACCUUUUGGCCACCGACAGUAUCUUCAACCAGUGUAAAUUUUCAUAAGCACGAAAGCUCUACAUCUCUGAGUUUUUCGGAUGACAACAGCUCUAUCCAAUCAUCACCAUGGCAACGCGAUCAUUGCUGGAAGCAGGGUCGUCCUCGUGCGAACAUCUCCAAAGAGCUGUCGCUAUAUUACUUCCGCCCGGCCAACGUUCGCUUCCGCUUGGCGAGGGAAACUCGUACCCGUUUGCGAAUGAAACGAAGACGACCAUAUGAUGUCGGCAUGCCACCGGAUGUCAAACAAGAUGAAUUAGGUCCGCUACUCUCGUUCGAACUCUUAAACGCACAUAAAACCAAAAGUAGCGAAGUAUUUGCGGAGAAUAAUGAUAAUCAGGAUAGUGAUAAGGAUUUGAGCACAAAUGGUGAUGGUGAUAAUGCAGCAGUAUUCACGAAGAUAAAACAAAAUGGAGCGGGAACUCCGACGGAUAUGACGUCUUCGUCCUUUGAGGUUGUUCCACCUUCGGGCAGCGACGACGAGAUUGGAACAGAUUUGAGAAAAUCGACUACAAGACAUCGGGAUCGAUGCAAACGUAGAACGGAUCUAACAACGAUUAUACAAACUCUUGUCGAACAACAACUUCGUGUCGUGGCGUCCGCUGCAGCUCUCGAUUCACGGGUCCCCUUCCGAAUGGGAUCGGCCAUUACCGGCAGUAGCAGUAUUCGGAGCGUGUUUGGCAGUUCCUCCUCGCACCUUCAACAACAUGUGUCGCCCCGCAAAAGAAUCCUGCGUGAAUUAGAAAAAGUUUCUUUGGAUGAUAGUAGCACAACGAAGCGAUCACGCCCAAAACCCUCCAGCAACAAUGGACUAGUUUCUGGCAGUCUUGGGGCACCGCUCAUCGUGACGGCAACAACCGCUACACCACUUUCCACACUAGCUGCAAACGGGUCUGCGAAUGGUGUUGGAACCAGUCAUUUUACUAAUGGCUAUACGAGUGAAAUGAGUGCCGUUCAAUGCGCCAGCAAUGGAAACAGCAGUAGUAGUGGAAAUGGAAGCAUCACCAACGGAGCUGUUGGUGGAAAGCAUCUAGCGAAUGGAAGCUCGCCAGUCAACUCGACACCAUCGGCAGUCUCGCGUCCUUUUAGCAGCUAUAGCAUAACGUCCCUUCUCGGACACAAUAAUAUUUCUUCCUCAAACGAAGCGACGCAUCGCAAACCGGACAAUUCUACCAGCUCGGCGAAAUUAUCAGCCUCGGUUGUGUCGGCUUCAUCAACAACUAGUCAUUAUCACCAUCAUCAACAGCCUCCACUUGCGUCUUCGCCGAAAUCACCCUCCACGGAAUCGUGGACAGCAUCGUUGCACCAUUAUCAACAGCAUAACAACGUGCCACAGCAGUCUGUUUCUCGGCCCCAGGCAAAGAGACGCUCUCCAAGUCACGUUGGAAGAAGUGUUGUAUCUCCUGGUGGGCCAGCAGGAAACAAUGGUGCGGAUUACAGUGCAACGAUCCAUUCACCGGAACUAAGUCCUAGCCCUGAGCACAACUGCACGUCGUAUCCGUCCAACCACCAUCAUACGCCAGUAUCAGGAGGUAGCUUCGUGCGUUAUCGACAACAUCCGUACAGUGGAAGUCCUAGCAGUUACUCAUCUGCACCUUCGUCCAGGUUUUCACCAUCGCCGACCAUGAACGAUUCUACAACACCGCCGUAUGCGGGAACGUCGUGUGGUGCGCGCACUUCUUAUCGUGCUGCAUUUCUAGCUGCCAGCAGUAACUCUCCUCCAAGCAACAUGUCUCCGAACCACUUAUCGCGGGGCUCACCUCUCAAUUUUGGUCGUACCGUGUCUCCGACCCUCCUUCCUCGCCGUCACGAGCACUCCGCCUGCUCUCCACGAGCUUCACCAAUCAGUGCAAGCAGCAGCAAUGGUAGCAGUAAUCCGGCGAGUAGUACUCCGACAUCGGCAAUGGCUUCGCUCACGACAAACUCACCUACCAUCCGGACUGUGCCAAAAAAGACGGCAGCAUUGCGACAACCGUUCACUGGUGCUCAUUCUCCUUCUUCCUCACCUUCUUCACACUCGCGAGAGCGCUCCAACUCGAACGUGUCAAGCUCUUCAACUUUAUUCGCGGUCAGAAAAGACCAUCAACAGCAUCCACACGAUGAGCGCGGAGGGCAAACCGAUGCAACUGACGGGGGAUCAGGACUUUCAGUGGCACAUUACGUACCUUCGCAUUCUGCACCUUCGGCAACUUCUUCGUCAUCUUCGGCUACUAGGCACGGAAGUCCGGGAAGCGUGUUAAGACCGAGCACAGUGAUUGCUUCCCCGACGCCACACCACCCUAUCCCGAGCACCUUCUACUCUCUCUAUCCGCCACAGUUAGCUGCCUCUCUACUGACGACUCAGCCUACUUCCUUGGGAGGCCCAGCCCAGAAUGCAGCCGCGGCAGCAGCUGCCGCAGCGGCCGCUGCUUCGGUACCGUUUCUUCCAGCAUCCGCCGCCUCGCUUACCUCGUACUAUCAACACAUGUACAACGCAGCCACAGUAGCCGCCGCGUAUCGUAAUCCUCUCUGGAUGCACUAUCCAGGAUUGGCGGCCGUAGCGCCACAAGGACUUUCAUUGUCCGUUCCACCUCCGCCACCACCGCCUCCACAAGCGUCCGCAUCGACGGUCGUUCAAUCGCCUACCACAUCUGCUUCCUUGUCCUCGCCCUCGUUAUCUUCUGUGACUGCUGGUGGUAGUGCAACUUCAGCGUUUAGGAAAGAGGAGCAGAGCCGGCACCAUCCAGUCUUUCCAGGAUCUACAGCCCUUAACUAUAGCGUCAUCUCACUAACGGCAUCCUCCUCGUCGCAUGGCAACAUUCCACCCGGCAUGUCCAAUGGCGAUGUUCCUUCAAGCUGGUCAGAGCGAGUAUCAGAUAGUGUCACCGCAUACCACCACCAUCACCUUGAUCAUUCCAUGGUUGCUGCCAGUGACGCUCUCAAGGAAGAACCCAGCAAUGGUGAGUGCGUGCAAGAAGGAUGCCGAACAUAUGUACCCCUCAAUCUCUCCAAGCACUAGAACUAGCACGGAAGGUUAAAUGAAAUCUUACGGCGUAAUGGAUGCAUAACAGAAUACAAAUCUUCCUUGCGUUGAGCGCACGGAACAAAUGGUCUAUUGUUGCUAUAAGCAGAAUAAACACCAUGCGAAAUGAAACAGCCUCGAGGACAAGAAUUGAAAAUGAAAAACAGCCUUGUUGGUAUGCCGAAACUAGAUUGUA
Molecule: messenger RNA, 4126 nt
Organism: Anopheles bellator
Lineage: Eukaryota; Metazoa; Arthropoda; Insecta; Diptera; Culicidae
Gene: H
Product: mucin-12
Exons: 5
Coding region: 1-3927 (1308 amino acids)
Source: RefSeq, a predicted model, not a curated record